GCACACAAAAAUAGCAAAGAGAAACAAAGAGCAGAAGAUAAAGCAAAAUAAAACAAUGGCAACCAUUAAUUCAACUGUCACGAUUCUCUCUCCCAAAUCGAUCCCAAAGAUCAUCAAUUCGAAACUCGGAGUUGGUGUUUCUGAUCAGACCACCGGUUUCUCUCCCAACGUCGUGAAAUGUGUCAGUUCCUCCUCUUGCCGGAGAUUAAAGUUAGCCAAGCUGGUCUCCGCGGCUGGGUUGUCGCAGAUCGAACCAGAUAUCAACGAAGAUCCCAUUGGUCAGUUCGAGCUUAACAGUAUUGAAAUGGAGGAUUUCAAGUAUGGGUAUUACGAUGGAGCUCAUACUUUCUACGAAGGAGAAGUUGAGAAAGGAACGUUUUGGGGAGCAAUUGCAGAUGAUAUUGCUGCUGUGGAUCCUCCAUCUGGGUUUCAAGGUUUAAUCUCUUGGUUGUUUCUUCCUGCUAUUGCUGCUGGGAUGUAUUUUGAUGCUCCGGGUGAGUACUUGUUCAUAGGUGCGGGUUUGUUUACCAUAGUGUUCUGUAUAAUAGAGAUGGAUAAACCAGACAUGCCCCACAACUUCGAACCUCAGAUUUACAAAAUGGAGAGAGGAGCUCGUGACAAGCUCAUUAAUGACUACAACACUAUGAGCAUUUGGGACUUUAAUGACAAGUAUGGUGAUAUCUGGGAUUUCACCGUCGAGAAGGAUGAUAUCGCCACAAGAUAAGAUGUUGAUUAUCACAAAAAAUGAUGAUGACAUUUGAUGAAAACUGUUUAGAAAUAAUGAAUGAAACGUGUUACCAUGUGUAUAAUGUAUUCUUUAUGUGCUUCACUAGUCUCUACAAACUUUCCUAGAAUGUUAUCUCUUGUAGUGUUAGGUUUAUGUUUCUUUGUUUAAAAAGUUCACUACAGUCUACAAGAUUCGCUUAA
This is a messenger RNA of Brassica oleracea var. oleracea, 927 nucleotides long. RefSeq names its product photosynthetic NDH subunit of subcomplex B 5, chloroplastic. The transcript is spliced from 4 exons. Lineage: Eukaryota; Viridiplantae; Streptophyta; Magnoliopsida; Brassicales; Brassicaceae. The record is from RefSeq and is a predicted model, not a curated record. Gene Ontology annotation, biological process: response to oxidative stress. The coding region runs from base 56 to 724 and encodes 222 amino acids. Gene Ontology annotation, cellular component: chloroplast.